Molecule: messenger RNA, 1235 nt
Organism: Passer montanus (Eurasian tree sparrow)
Lineage: Eukaryota; Metazoa; Chordata; Aves; Passeriformes; Passeridae
Gene: DIABLO
Product: diablo IAP-binding mitochondrial protein
Exons: 5
Coding region: 1-837 (278 amino acids)
Biological process (GO): neuron apoptotic process; intrinsic apoptotic signaling pathway in response to oxidative stress
Cellular component (GO): mitochondrion
Source: RefSeq, a predicted model, not a curated record
AUGGCGGCGGGCGGGCGGUGGCUGCGGAGCUGCUGCUCCGUGCUCAGGUACCGCGGGCCGGGGGGAGCGGCUGAGGGGGACACGCGCUGCCCACCCGCGGGCUGCGGGCUAAAGAGCACGCGGCAUAAAAGAAGGAAAAUCCACCGGUUGUUUUCAUUAAAUUGCUUAGUGAUGACUAUCAGCAGUGUGCCUAUGAUUUUGGAAGAGCCGCCUGGAGCCCGCACCUCUCAUUGCGGCUCUUACACAGGGGCACACGGGGCACACAGGGCACACGGGGGUCUUGUGUUGCAGCAGCAGAGCCCGGGCUCCCUGAGCAACGACGCCCUGAUCAGGAGGGCCGUGUCCCUGGUGACAGACAGCACGGCCACGCUGCUCUCCCAGACCGCGUACGCGCUGAUCGAGGCGCUCACCGAGUACACCAAGGCAGUUUAUACCCUGGUGUCUCUCUACAAGCAGUACUCAAAUCUCCUGGGGAAGAUGAACUCGGAGGAGGUGGAUGCAGUCUGGCAGGUGGUCAUAGGAGCCAGAGUGGAUAUGAGCACCAAGCAGCAGGAGUACCUCAGGCUGGAGUCCAGCUGGAUGACGGCGCUGCGGCUGUCGGAGAUGGCGGCAGAGGCUGCCUAUCAGUCAGGUGCAGACCAGGCCUCAGUGACAGCCCGCAGCCACAUCCAGGUGCUGAAGUCCCAGGUGCAGGAGGUGAGGCUGCUGUCCCAGAAAGCAGAGACCAAAUUAGCUGAAGCUCAGACAGACGAGCUCAUCAAGGCCCGAGGAGAGGACUCAUUGCCUCAGGGUGUUUUAGAAAACACAGAUGAUGACCCUUACCUUCGGGAGGACUGAACAGAACUGAACUCUCAGGGUCAGUCACAGAUGGAACAGUCCCAGGCUCUUAAGUGUGGGAUAGUGUAAAACUGCUGAAAUAAGCCUGUGAUUCCAUUUUUUUUCCCCCAAAAGGAUUGCUUUACAAAUCAAGUAUUUGGAAGGCCUCAGUUUUGUUUGUUACUUACCUUGUUUAUAAUACUUUUGGAUUCAUUUAUUUAAAUGUUUUAUCUAUGCAAAUGUGAAGACUGUUAUCAGGGAUGGCCUGGUGGUAAUUGUGUCUCUGCUUGGAGGGUCCUGCUGCUCCCCUGGUGUGUUUGUGGGAUCAGCCAGAGAAGUGUAUUUAAAAACCCUUGUUUUUAACCUGUGAGGUAAAUGAUGUCUGUGAGGAGAUGCCUUUAUUAAACUGUGCAAAAGCA